UCAUGGGUUUUUAUUCUACAGGCGCCACGUGAACCAGAUGAACUUCCUGCUUCAAAAGAAAGCAAAAAUAUAUGUUCCUAAGUUAGAAACAAUGCAAGGCUGAUUCCACUUUGGGAUAAUGGCAGGAAAAGUAAAGUGGGUAACUGACAUAGAAAAAUCUGUUCUAAUAAACAACUUUGAAAAAAGAGGAUGGAUUCAGGUGGCAGAAAAUGAAGACUGGAAUUUUUAUUGGAUGAGCGUCCAAACAAUCAGAAAUGUGUUCAGUGUGGAAACCGGUUACCGCCUCUCCGAUGACCAAAUUGUCAAUCAUUUCCCAAACCACUAUGAGCUGACCAGAAAAGAUUUGAUGGUAAAGAAUAUCAAGAGAUACAGAAAAGAACUUGAGAAAGAAGGAAGUCCUCUUGCAGAAAAGGAUGAAAAUGGGAAAUAUAUUUAUUUGGAUUUUGUUCCUGUGACUUUUAUGCUUCCUGCCGAUUAUAAUCUCUUUGUUGAAGAAUUCAGAAAGAAUCCCUCCAGCACAUGGAUUAUGAAACCUUGUGGCAAAGCUCAAGGAAAAGGAAUAUUUCUAAUCAACAAACUCUCCCAAAUAAAAAAAUGGUCUCGAGACAGCAAAACAUCUUCGUUUGUGUCUCAGUCUUCCAAAGAAGCCUAUGUGAUUUCACUCUACAUCAACAAUCCCUUACUAAUUGGUGGAAAGAAAUUUGAUCUUCGUCUCUAUGUUUUGGUGUCUACCUAUCGUCCACUGAGAUGUUACAUGUACAAGCUUGGGUUUUGCCGGUUUUGCACAGUGAAAUACACACCAAGUACAAGUGAACUGGAUAACAUGUUUGUACAUCUUACAAAUGUUGCCAUUCAGAAACAUGGGGAUGAUUACAACCAUAUCCAUGGAGGCAAGUGGACAGUGAGUAACUUACGCCUCUACCUGGAGAGCACCCGUGGGAAGGAAGUCACCAACAAAUUAUUUGAUGAAAUCCACUGGAUCAUUGUGCAGUCCCUGAAGGCGGUUGCGCCUGUAAUGAAUAAUGAUAAACAUUGCUUUGAGUGUUAUGGAUAUGACAUUAUUAUUGAUGACAAGCUUAAACCUUGGCUAAUUGAGGUUAAUGCUUCCCCUUCUCUUACUUCCAGCACUGCUAAUGAUCGCAUCUUGAAGUAUAAUCUUAUUAAUGACACGCUUAACAUUGCUGUGCCUAACGGGGAAAUUCCUGACUGCAAAUGGAAUAAAUCUCCACCAAAAGAGGUUCUGGGCAAUUAUGAAGUCUUAUACGAUGAAGAGAUGGCGCAGAGCGACGGGACUGACCGCGACCUGCGGGGCCGUCCUGGGCAGCCCACGGGGGUCAAAGGAAGCCGUGCAAGAGAUUCAGGAAAGCCUGUCCUGACCACCUGGAAGUGAUGACAGAAGAAACAGCUGCAUUCUUGGUAGGACGGCAUCAAGAAUAACUUGAGGUUUUGGAACAGAUUCCUAUGUUUUGGUACAUUCAUGUAGGAAAUACUAAUGAAGACAAAACAGCCUUUGAAAAGUGAAACAAAUGCUCAAAACCCAGGAACUGUACUAGACAUAUACUGACCUGAUAAUUAUUACAAUAGAUAUAGAGUGUGUAUGUAUAUACAGUUCUGUUUAUAUGAUUUGUAUAAACUAAUUCUCAAUAAUGAUCAAGAGCUUUAUUUAUAAAGUGGCAAGUCAAAUGCACAUUCUGAAAGAAACUCCUUGCUGUUCUGGAUAGUAUUUAUUUCCUCUAGUAGCCUAUCCCUUCCUGCCUAUAAUAAAUGAGCUGUGGAUUCUAUAAAAGGAUGAUGGUGGUAAACAUUAAUUUUUUCACAGUGAUGGUUCAUAUUCUUGUAGUAAAAGAAAAGCAACUAGAAAAAAAUAGCAGUACAUCUACUUGAGGCUGUUGCCAGUUAAUGCAGCUAUUGAUUUAUAACUAGUAUUAAAAAAUUGAAAAGCAAGUCCUUAUAUGCUGAGGGUUAGGGGUUUUUAUUUCCUUUAGGUGUUCUGAGCUCCUAACUCUUUAAAAGUAGGAAGUUUUAUGGACUGAGGGAGUAUUUCGAUGGUAUAUUGAUGGACUGUUUCACUAGUCAUUAAUUUUUAUUUUGAGAUAGUGCAUGUCUGUGAAAAACAGACAGAACAAAGAUACUGUGAUAAAUUUCAUUGCUUGAAGCUGAUGAUUAAUCUUUAUUUACACCAGAAUCUCUCAGUGUAUUUAUGCAUGUAUAUAAGCCAAAUAUCUGUAUAUUUUUGUAUAUUUAAUUUACAAAGAUUGUUGCACAUGGCAAUCUAUGUUUGAUAGCUAUGUUAACAGUUGUGAUGAUUAGCUACCAAAACUAAGAUGCAAAACUUAGCUACCAAAACUUAGGAGCAAAAGAUAAAAAUGGAUAUUUCAGUCUUCUAACAACAAAGCAUAUGAAUAAACUAGUGGGGUCUGUGAUUGGCUGUUGCUUCCACUUGACUUCAAACAAGAUAUUGGGUGGUUAUUUAUAAAUGGUAACAUGCAUUGGUUGGGUUUAUUCUCCUCUCUCCCUCCCUCCCCCUUCUUCCUUUUUUAUUUUUUUUCUUUUUUGUAAAGUUUAACUCUCCCAGGGUUUUUAGUUUCUUGAACAUCUAAACCAGACCACCUGCAACUGCACCACUUCACCUGUUUUGGAAGAUCCUCCUAGAAGAGUGCAGCAAACCAUGGUCUCCAGGACAGCUGAACACAGUCUGGCCAGAGCAGCUUGUGUUGGGGAGGAAGGGCAGGUGUGGGCUGGGCUGACCAAUACCCUUACACAGAAUCUGGGGCUAAUCCUGGCAGUAAAGAAUGAAAUCUGUCGGCUGAGUAACUCCAAGCAGUCUUCAUUGAUCUUGUAUAUUCCACUAAAAUAAAAUCUAACUGGUUCUCUCUUCA
Messenger RNA from Zonotrichia albicollis (white-throated sparrow), 2879 nucleotides. Lineage: Eukaryota; Metazoa; Chordata; Aves; Passeriformes; Passerellidae. The record is from RefSeq and is a predicted model, not a curated record.